Anoplopoma fimbria (sablefish) is the source of this 4280-nucleotide messenger RNA. RefSeq lists its product as uncharacterized. The record is from RefSeq and is a predicted model, not a curated record. The transcript is spliced from 17 exons. Lineage: Eukaryota; Metazoa; Chordata; Actinopteri; Perciformes; Anoplopomatidae. Bases 319 to 3690 code for a protein of 1123 amino acids.
UCUUUAAGGCAUCACGUCUCUGUCAACCAGCGACUAACUCGAGUCACUGCCAGAUAAUUAAGCCUAUUUUUCGUUUACUAUACUCAAGUUGAUUGUGUAGUUCCAAAGCACAUACUGCGGAUUAGCGUAAACCUAAAUAGCAAAGUGCUGCCUGAGAGAUCUAACUGAGGGCAAAGUGUUAAAUGCGCGGGUUAAAUACAAAUGGUCAACAGCGCCAUUGUUUUGCUAACGCUAACGCUGGCUAUCAAAUGGGCGAGAUAGCGGAAACAAUCGUGAAACAUUGCAGUUAAAAGACAGAUAUAGCGUUAGUGAACAUAAAUGGAGACAAAGUACCCUACCUUGAGGAGACCAAAGAGGAAACUCUGCUACCUUACAAACCAGGAAAGUCCAUCUAAACAAUGGACAGGAACAGUGACAUUGGGAGACAUUGAUAAGAUGUUUGAUGACUUGGACCCUCCCUCACAUGUUAAUGAUGACCUGUUACCCCCGUCUGCUCUGCUCCAGACCUUUGAUACUGAGUCAAACCAGUGUGGGAAAGAGGCUUCACCAGUCCUAAAGGAACGACACCUAACAGAAAAACUUCCAAGAUGCCAAGUGGGUCCGAGAGUAGAUGCGUCGCAUCCUGCAAUGUCACCAAGUCCUAAACUAUACAUUGAUUUGGACAUCCCAUUCAAAGCACAUAUGCCAGUGAAGACAUCCAGCCCUAUUGAAGAGAAUAUGGUUGUUGACGAGCUGGACAAUGAGAAAGACCAAGUUGCAUCCCCAAUUCUCUUUGCCUGUGAAGAUGACAGAAAAGAAGAGGCAAAGACAGAGCCUCUGUUCAUCCAGGAACCCCACUGCAAUGGGCACGACACAGAAGAAAAUGAUGACUCUGAGUUGGAGUCUCCUCCAACCAAGGUUGUUUUCAACAAACCCAAGAUGGCCAGUCACCAAAACAAGGUGGAGGGAUCAUGCAAAGAGAGUCGCCCCGUCAAAGCAAAAGCACCCAAAAAACCCGAAACACCUGCUUUGGAGGGCAAAAUAAAAACACCAAGUCAAGAAAACGCAGACCCAUCUUUGUCAGCAGUGAGACAGGAGCCUGAACCCACAGCCCCUAUGAAAAAUUCUGAAAAUGUCCACAGCCAUCCACCAGUGGAGUCAACUAGUGUGGCAAAAGACAUGACUGCUUUUCUCAAGAAGCUUAGAGAUGCUGGACAGCCCAAACCUGCAUGUUCCAGGAAGUCUCUGACACCAGUGAAAGCACCCACUCCUCCUGCUGAGCCAGAGGAUGAUUUCCUCAUUCUGGAGGAUGAUAGACCACUUUGGUUUUCCAUCCCCAGUAAAACUGCCAACAGUAAAAAACAGAGACAGAGCAGAACCUCCAGCAGCGAUAAAGACAGCUCAACAGACAAGGGCAAGAAGGAUAACCCAUUAGAGACUGCACAUAAACUGCAGGAAUCUGAACAGACAACUAACAAACUGGGAAGUCAAACUGUCAAUUGGAAAACGCAGAAGACGAAAGAGGGAGAAAAGAAGAAUAAGGUGGCUGAGCAUGGAAAUGAUAAGGAAGAAUUGUCCAGUCCUGAGGAUCUUCCUGCAGGCAACUUAGUGGUAGAAGAGAAACCCCCCAAAAAGAAACAACUAAGGAAGGUGCCAUCUAAAGAAACUGACAAGGAAGAAGAGCAACCGAAAGACGAAGCCAGCGGGGAAACACAUGAAGAAAAACCCACUCAGAAAACCGAAAAGAAAGCUCAGAAGUCCUCUGACACGAAGAGGCCGAAGUCUUUAAAAGUUGGAAAUGAAAACGCAAAGACAAGUAGGGCUAAGUCAAAGGGGGGGCGAAAAGUUACCCAGGGAUCUGAUGCAGUAAAGCAGGCGAUGAAUGAUGAGGCUGAGAAGGAACAAAGCCAGAGCAGCGAGGAACAGGCAGAGGCUGAAGACCUGGGUUCUCUUCCAGACAAAGAAAUGCUGAAUUCUGAAGCACAAACAGAAAAGGAUGUUACAGAUGAAAAGGACGAACGCAACAAAAUACCAGUUGUGUCUGAAGGGAGUUCAUCUGAAGACGGUCAGAUUAUUGGCAAAAGGAAAAGGAGGCAGCCUGGAAAGUGGUGGUUGGACUAUCAGUUUACAGAGGAAACAAAGCUUACAGACAACCAGACCACACUCAAGAAGUCAAAGCAGCACAACCCAGAGCCCAUCGCAGCAGUACCUUCACCUGUAAAGACCAAGAAGGAAAAAGUUUUAAAGAAAAGAAACCAGACGCAGUCUGCACUGUCAUCCAGUCAGAACACAAAUAAAGCUAAGGGAAAGAAAACUAAACGGAACAAAAACAAAAAUACAAGAGAAGACAGUCGACCAGAUGAAGUAUUUCAGGGGACUGAGGCAGAGCAGUUUGAAGAGCAGGAGCAGGAGCAGGAGCAGGAGCAGGAGCAGGAGCAGGAGGAGGAGGAGGAGCUGGUGGACCAGGACCAGGACCUGGACGGACAGUCUAGUCCUUUGGACCUCUCACACAGAGACCACAGCCUUAGUUCAGGGGAUCAAGUAUUUCAGAGAGUAUACCAUCGUGCCUCUAAUGAAAAACUGUCCAUCACACCAGCGCCCGUCUCUCCCGACGGGCCUAGUGAGCAGCUCAGGGCAGCAGAAUCAGAGAGACGGAGGAGGAAACCUCCCGGGAACUGGUGGAAGAUCGAUGACAUGUGUGAGGAUGUGGAGAACGUCUCCUUACAGCAGCAGGGGCCCAGACCUCCCAAGGAAAGAAAAAAAGUGUCUAAACAGAGCAGAUCUCGUCGACUUGGGACUCCCAAAAAUGGCAACAUGGCAGUCUCAUCAAAACCAUUCGGGGGAGAUCCUGUGUCUUUUCUAAAACCGAAGCCAAAGUUGACUCCAAAGACUGUGAAACGCUCUCUGGCCACAUUUAAAGACAUAUUCACGUCAGUCACAGAGACCCCGACUCUGGUCAACAGGAGAGAAGCCGGUCAGAAGAACAGACGUAAAGUCACUGCUCGUCCUGCUGCUGAGGAAGUCAGUGCUACUGUCUGUACAAUAUUCAGUAAAAAUACUGAUGGAGAUAUUCUCAGUAUGGAUGAUGUUGAACCCAGGAGCCCACAGAGCAGCCCACCCAACCAUGAGACGCCACAGGGCAGAAACUGUCAGUCAGAGGACAGGUUAAAACUCCUCAGAAGUGGGCCGUCCUCCAUGAUUGAGCUGAAAGAGUAUGAGCAGGAUGACGACUUAAUUGUGAUGCCGCCCAGCUUCCACGCUGCUCUCUCUGUAUCCGAUCUGUGUGCUCCUCCUCUCAAACCGCUGGUCUUACAGCCGAAGGAUAAGGCCAACCUGAGCGAGUGGUUUAAGAGUCUCUGGUCGGUUCCUGUCGACAAAGGUGCUGAGGUCACUCCUGACCAAUUUGAUUGGUACUUCUAUCAAGGCAGAGCUAUUGGCUUCCUGGUGGAUCUGAACUGUGACUCCUUCUGUAAUGGUAAAAUCCUGCUGGGCUCCUACAUGAAGAAGCCUCUGUGGGUGGAUCACAGCGCCACAACAGUUUUUAACUUAUUAACAAGCUCUGUGAGUGUAACCAUCGACGGCAAGGAAUCCUGCUUUAAUCCCGGACAAUCCUUUAUGGUGCCAUGUGGACAUGCUUACAACAUCCAAAACGUCACUGCACAGCCUGCAGUUCUGUACUUCACAAGGAUAUUAGCAGAAAGUUCAGAUUGAAGUUGUCAGCUGUACAACCAGCUGCUUAUUUCUGAGAAAUGACCAAACACCCUGAAUAUGUAAAAAUGAAAAAAGGACUGGGGAUGUGUGCCAUUAUUUAAAUGAAUUUACUUUCUCUGUUGAAGUUUAAUGUGUAAAUAGAAAAAAAUGUGGUUAGUUUUUAAUGAACGUAUUUGUUUCUUAGCUAUGCUUGUAAUGAUAUAAUUCUGUUAAAACAAAAAUGAUUUGUAAAUAAGGUUUUGUGCUUGUUGUUGCCAUUUCCUAUGAUUUUGCAUGUAUUGUUUCCAGCCUCUGAGGGGCAGUGUACAGCUGUAGUAAAAUAACACAACUGCAAGAAACGCAACAUCAAGAAAUCUACAUUCAGACCUGUAUAUUCCAGGAUACUGUAUGUGGAUUUUGAAAUGUCUUUUUAAUUUUAAUUAAUUUUUACAACCAAAAUGUGUCCUGAUUCUUAAAUACAGUAUAGUAGUACAAGAGUGUGAAAAACUCCAUUAAAAUGAGAAGUCCAUCAAAACCAAACAAAUGUAUGUUUUGAUAUUACUCAUGUGAAAUUAUUAUAAUGGUGUGUAGAGGUAAAGUUUGGUAGUUUA